Messenger RNA from Drosophila subobscura, 2009 nucleotides. RefSeq names its product endochitinase. Bases 78 to 1862 code for a protein of 594 amino acids. Gene Ontology annotation, molecular function: chitinase activity; chitin binding. Gene Ontology annotation, cellular component: extracellular region. NCBI's taxonomy places the organism in Eukaryota, Metazoa, Arthropoda, Insecta, Diptera, Drosophilidae. The transcript is spliced from 7 exons. Gene Ontology annotation, biological process: chitin catabolic process; carbohydrate metabolic process. The record is from RefSeq and is a predicted model, not a curated record.
GACGCCAAACGAUCGUCGCACGAAGAACACAGAACGCACAAUCGUUGUCCAGAGUCGCGUUUGGAUAUCAUUGUGAAAUGGUGCAUCAUCAUGGAAUAUUACUACCGCUGCUGGGUGUGCUCUGUGUCUGGUCUGGUGUGAUCUUAGCCAGUGAACAGCAACCCGCACGCAUUGUCUGCUACUUCAGCAACUGGGCUGUGUACCGUCCAGGCAUUGGACGCUAUGGCCUGGAGGAUGUGCCCGCCGAUCUCUGCACGCAUCUCAUUUACUCCUUCAUUGGCGUGGAGGACAAAAGCUGGGAUGUGCUGGUAAUCGAUCCCGAGUUGGAUGUGGAGCAGGAGGGCUUCAGCAAGUUCACGCAGCUGAAGCAGUCGCAUCCCAAGCUGAAGCUGCAGAUAGCCGUCGGCGGCUGGGCCGAGGGUGGCUCCAAGUACUCGAAAAUGGUGGCCGUGCGGGAGCAUCGACAAAGCUUUAUACGCAGCAUCGUUCAGUUUAUGCGGCAGUACAACUUUGAUGGCUUCGACCUGGACUGGGAGUACCCAGGCGCCAACGAUCGCGGUGGCAGCUUUGGCGACAAGGACAAGUUCUUGUACUUUGUGCAGGAGCUGCGACGCGCUUUCGAUCGGGAGGGGCGCGGCUGGGAGAUUACCAUGGCAGUGCCAGUGGCCAAGUUCAGGCUGCAGGAGGGCUACCACGUGCCGGAGUUGUGCGACUUAUUGGAUGCCAUUCAUGCCAUGACCUAUGAUCUGCGCGGCAAUUGGGCUGGCUUUGCCGACACACACAGUCCGCUGUACAGGCGCAAGCAUGAUCAGUACGCCUACGAGCGCCUCAAUGUGAAUGACGGCCUCGCACUGUGGGAGGAGAUGGGCUGCCCGGCGAACAAGCUGGUUGUCGGCAUACCGUUCUACGGACGCACCUUUACGCUGAGCAACUCCAACAAGAACUACAACAUGGGCACGUACAUCAACAAGGAGGCGGGUGGCGGUGCACCGGGACCCUACACGAAUGCCAGCGGCUUUCUGGCCUACUACGAGAUAUGCACGGAGGUGAUGGACAAGUCGCAGGGCUGGACCGUGGAGUGGGAUGAGGCGGGCAUGGUGCCUUACACGUACAAGGACACGCAGUGGGUGGGCUACGAGAACGAGGCCUCGGUCCAGAUCAAAAUGGAUUUCAUCAAGCAGCGGGGCUAUGCGGGCGCCAUGACCUGGGCCAUCGACAUGGACGAUUUCCAUGGACUCUGCGGCCGCAAGAACGGCCUCAUGCAAAUCCUCUACGACAACAUGCGGAGCUAUCGGGUGCCGGAGCCCACACGGGAGACGACGCCGAGGCCAGAGUGGGCGAAGCCGCCCGCCACUUCACCGAAUCCGGACGAGGGCCCCAUAGUGCAGAGUGAGACAACGUCGACGACGACGCGGAAACCGAAACCGAAGCCAAAACCAACUUCAGCGGCAGUCAGCACAACGUCAGCGCCGGCACUGGCGCCAGCACUGACCAGCACCACAAAGAAGACAACCACAAAGAAACCCAAGAAGCCCAAGAAGACAACCAGCACGACCAGCACCACAACAACGUCUGCGCCGGAGAAGGCAACGGAGGAGCCGGAAAUAAUUGUCGAUCCAGAGCAGAAGCCAGGGGAGCCGCUGUUCGAUCCCAGCGAAAUUGAUUGCACCAAUCGCGAUUUUGUGCCGCAUCCAAACUGUCGAAAGUACUUCCGCUGCGUGCAUGGCAAACCCGUGGAGUUUGAGUGCAAGGAGGGCACGGCAUUCCACACGGUACUCAAUGUCUGCGAUUGGAUCGAGAACAGCGAUCGGUAUUACUGCACACGAAUCAAGCAAAAGCAGCGGGGCAAUGAGGCCCACUAGCAGCUAAUCUUUUACUAAAUUAUUUGCAAGACUCUAGCAUAAGUUCGAGCAUAAGUCCAAGACUAUUUUUAAUUUAAUCUACGAUUAGUUGUAGGGCCAUAAAGUGCGUCAAAGAGAUUACUGCACGAGACGAAACACAUAAAAAUA